This is a messenger RNA of Megachile rotundata (alfalfa leafcutting bee), 3985 nucleotides long. It is a transcript of the gene frtz, whose product is annotated as WD repeat-containing and planar cell polarity effector protein fritz. Lineage: Eukaryota; Metazoa; Arthropoda; Insecta; Hymenoptera; Megachilidae. The record is from RefSeq and is a predicted model, not a curated record. Gene Ontology annotation, molecular function: protein binding. Gene Ontology annotation, cellular component: axonemal basal plate. Gene Ontology annotation, biological process: cilium organization; nervous system development; establishment of protein localization.
GGUGAACAAUAACUCUUUAGAGAGUUCUUAAAUACAAUGGUAUAUUGUUUUUUGUGGUUUUUAUGCGUAUUUAAGCUUUCGAAAAUUAAACUUUUUUGUAAUAUAAUAUAACGCAUCGCUCGUUUGUUUAAUGUGAGGUUGUUUAUGUUUGUUUUAAUGUAAACAUUCUACUACUUUAGAGUGUUUGUUUUUUAUAAUGUUUACAUUAUUGGGUGAAGUAAACUUGUGGACAUUCGAUGAUAAUAUUAACAUAAAGAGCACAGAUUUUGGUGCAUUCCGUUACCAUGAUAAACGUAUCGAUAGUUUUUAUGAGGAAGGAAAGAGAUCUUAUUGUCAGAAACGUGGUAUGAUAUAUGUACCAACAAAUAAGAAAGGAAACAAGUUAAAAGAUUGUAUUAAAUAUUUAGAGGAACAAUUAAAAGACAAUUCAAUUGUAUAUUGUCAGUGGUACGAUGACUGUGUUAUACAAUUAAUGUUAACUAAUGCCUUAAUAAUACAAAUACAAGUUAACAUUGCUACUGGUGAUAUAUAUAAAAUAACUUUUGAUAAAUACCUGGUAGGAAAACUUUUGGAGCAUAUAUCAGAUGUGAUAAUUACUAAAAAUUAUAUAUUUUGUACCUACAACGAUAAUCAAGUAACUCAUGUACACUUUACAAGAUCAAAACGUCAUGUUUUUGACAAAAUCAGUAAACUUGAGCCAAAAUUGUCUACUAUUGAUUUGUUUGGACCCAAUGGGCGCAGGCUGGACAAGAAAAUACAAACCAAUAAGUGCGGUGACUUGAUACUAAUUUGGUGGAAAUCUACUAUUAAUGAAGUUUAUCCUUGGAGUCCAGCAGUGAAAGAACAUGACCGUGCAAAUAUACAUCUCUACCGCUUAUUAGGAGCAAAAUUAGGGUUAAUUUGUUAUAUACGCAGUGAGUUUGACCCAUUGUGUAUAAUGUUUGAUACUAAUAAUGAUAAUAUUAUUCAUUCUGUAGAACAAAAAGUAUCAAGGAAGGUAAUAGGGGAGGUGACCAUAGAGUGGCGUACAUAUGAAAUUUCUCAGCAAGAUAAACUUCAAAGGAUAGCAAUGGUCUCUGUGCCUUUACCUACACAUACAAGUUGUAUCAAAUUUUCGCCUACUCAGGAAUUGUUGUUACUAUGUUGCAUAGAUGGUUCUGUUAUGAUUUAUGAUCAAACUAGAGGCACUACUACCAAUGUGAAAGCAGCUUUUAUUCCAACAUUAGCAUCAUGGCACAGUGAUGGAAUAAUAUUUGUUAUUGGGAAUGACAAAGGUCAAUUUCAACAUUUUGACAUUUCUUUAUCUUGCAUUAAAAGUCAGACAUUAAGUGAAGAAGCAACACAAACUACCAUUCUUGAUUUAUCAUCAUAUUUUAGAAUUCAACCGGCAUUACUACGUGUGGAAUGGAAUAAAAAAAAUGAUUUGAAUAGUUAUGUUGAUUUACAUAACCGUGGAAAUUCGCUAUUGCUAUUAAUUUUUCAACGAGGUCCUAUAGGUGUCAUAAAAAUGUUGGAAGGAAAUUCUUUUACCGGUGAUGUAUUGGUCAAAAGAUAUUUAUCUUUAUCUCAAGUUGAACAAGCAACUUCUUUGUUAUUGGCCAUGAAUUGGGAUACACAUCCUCGUGUGUGUAUGCAUGCACUGAAUCAAAUUUUAAAUUACUUAUUCAAGUUACCUUUGACAACAGAGCACGAAAAUCUUAUACAGAAUGCAUUGGGUAGUUUUCAUGUCCCAGUUAAACCAAUAAGUCAAGUUAUUGAAGAAGAAUAUGGAGAUGAAAUCAGAGAUUUAACAAGGCGAUUUUUCCACCACUUAUUAAGGUAUCACAUGUUUGAAAAGGCCUUUAGACUUGCUAUAGAUUUAAAUGAUCAUGACCUUUUUAUGGAUAUACAUUUUUAUGCAUUAGUCGUAAAUGAUACAGCAAUGGCCACUGCAGCUAAAGAAAAUGCCGAACGUAUAUUAAGUAGAUCAAACAGCUGCAGUAGCUCACAUUCCACAUGCUCUAGAGCAUCAUGCUCAUUGUGUUCUGAUUCAACGAGUGAUAAAGGAGAGUCUUGUAGUGAUGAAAGUGAAAGUUCAUCCAAAGAGAAUCAUAUUGACACAAAACACUCUAAAAAUCAUAAUUAUAAAAAGGAAUCCAUCAGUCAAAUUCCGCCCUUACCAGUUCUCCAUCCACAUUCGCCUAAUAAAAACAUGUUGCCUACAUCAUUCACUGAUACUUUAACUAGCGAAAAAAAUAAUUGUACUAUGGAAUCUACAUCUUUCAGUAUACACAAUAACACUCUUACAACAACUUCCUUUAAUCAUUCAUCACAUUUCUCACUUUCAAAUACAUUUUUUACGACAACAUCGUUCAAUAAAUCGCUAUAUAAAACGCAUACACAACCAACAUCAACAACUACAGCAGCAUCUAGCAACAAUUCACAAUCUUUUAGUAACAUCUCUGAUGACUUAAUGACUACUUCAUUUGGAAGUUUAUCUUUACACGAACGUAAAAUAUCAUCUAAUCGACCUACUGAAAAUUCUGUAGAGACCAAACAGUUAAAUAAUGUUCUCCUUGAUGAAAUGCAAUAUCCUCUUGAUAAUGUGUGCAGCAAUGCAAUGCCGCCAAAUUUGGUAGGGGACAAUAGUUUUAUGUCAACUCCUUUCAACAAUCCAACAUAUGAACCAGUUACACCAAAUGUUUCCUCUGAUUUGUUAAGAUCUUCAUUAGAUAAUAUAGAUAAUAAUAUUAUGUCUACAUCUUUUGGUGCAGACAUUUCAAAUCAAUAUAACACUUCAUUUAACAAUUUAAUAAGUAGCAAAUCUGAUUCGACUGUUUCUUUGUCUCCUUUGAAAAGUAUAAAAUCAUCUAGUACGUCAACCGACUUUAUAUCAAAAACACUUACAGAUUCCAUUGCCACAAACAAAUUGACAUCUAAUUUUCAAAGUAAUCAUGGAAAUCUUGUAUCAACUUCAUUUAAUUUUCUCGAAAAUCAAGUACAAGAUUCCUGUAAUAGUAAUACAGUGAGUUUUAGUACUGAAGAUAACCACGGCACUAUCAAAUUGCAACAACCUUUUGUGGAAAAAAAACAAGUAGAUUUUAAUAUUCCACCACUGCCAUCUUCUAUAACAAAUUCAUUUACAAAUUAUUUUCAAAAUCUUCCAAGAAAAAAUCUUCCUCUAUCUAGAAGUACAUCCGGAUUAGCAGAUAUUGAUGAAUCUGUUCAAAAAUUUUCAUCUAUAAGAUCAAGGAACGUCACGUCGCAUUUAUUGCAAAAACAAAAUUCUACAUCUAAUAUUUUACAAGAUCAACACAAAUACAGUAACAUUAAACCUUCUAGAUACAGACUGAAUUACGAUUUUGAUUACAUUUCAUUUCAUGGAAGUUGUGAUAAUAUCGAUAUGCAUUCCUCCACUAAUAAUAUAGAACUAGGUAGUUCACAAUUCUCUUCUAUGUACAGCAUACAAAACAGAUUUGAUAAUAGGCAUUCAAAAUUAGUAUCAUCACAAAAUAGUACAAAUGGUAGUAUUAAUAAGCAUUUUAAAGUAUCUUCUAAUGUACCACCACUUCCUAUUAUAUCCACUUCUGCUUCUAUACCCUGUUCUCCCUUUUCUACUGUCACAGAUACAACACUAACAACAAGUGAAAAACCAAAGGUUAAAUUUUCAGAUACAGUAACACAUAUAUUGGUACCUGGUACUGGUCAAUCACAUAAACAAAAACGAUCUACAAUUACUCAAGUGCACUUAACUGACCCAAAGCGCGAAUUACCAGAAAGUCUUCCAUUGGGUCUCGAAGAUUAUCUUAAAGAUUUUCAACCUUUAUCAAAAGACGAGAUUAACGAUAAAACAAAAGAAUCUCUAAGAUCAGAAGAGGGUUCCAAAAUAAAGGUUGUACAUUUUGGACUUCUAUAAACAAAAGUUUUAGAUUUUAAUAGAAAAAAUAUAUAAAACUAUAUUUACAUAUAUUUAAAUCUUUUAUAAAGACAUGUAUUUGCUGUAUGU